Molecule: messenger RNA, 2655 nt
Organism: Cyclopterus lumpus (lumpfish)
Lineage: Eukaryota; Metazoa; Chordata; Actinopteri; Perciformes; Cyclopteridae
Product: protein phosphatase 1, regulatory subunit 15B
Exons: 3
Coding region: 394-1998 (534 amino acids)
Biological process (GO): response to endoplasmic reticulum stress
Cellular component (GO): endoplasmic reticulum; protein phosphatase type 1 complex
Molecular function (GO): protein phosphatase regulator activity
Source: RefSeq, a predicted model, not a curated record
ACAGGGGGGCGGUUACGUUUGGUUGAGCGGCAGCCGCGGCCUCCAAUCGCAGCCUCGCGCUACGUCACGCUCGCUGUGUUUAAAAGGGGGACGCUGUCGCAACCUCCACACACUACGCUCACCAACUACAACACACGAAAACAUGGAGGAGAAAAUACACGAGCGUAUUUGACGGAAGGAAAAUUCCACCACCGCGAGAGAAAAAAAAUGGCUUCCGUUCGGCUGACGAUGAAGCGACAGCAAAUCGACCCAUAUCUGUCACAGAGAAGUACGCGAAAUCUGUUGGUUUUCGACGAGGAAUACCAGAAUACGUGAGGACUUUUUUUUUUUUUCAGUUGACAUAACCCGCCCGUUGGUUCCAAGCCGUUAAACAAAACAAAACAAAAAACAAAAAUGGCCGCGGUUGUUGGUUCUGAACGGACCGCGAUGGAAAGGUUCGGCGGCGGAGGGAAGUCUCUUCUCCCGUGGACUAAACAGAUGCUCACGGUUCUGUGGGAACAGCUGCGACUGCUGGUUCAGGUCAUCUACUACACCUUCGUGUCGGUUUUCCAGAUGUUCCGGUUCGAGGUUCACGUGAGAAUCACCGACGAGACGGGUCAACACAUCCAGCACAUGACCACGGCGGCGAACCCCACCGACUCCUUCCUGUUCUCCUCGCUGUUCGACGGCGACAACGGAGUGAUGGUCGGCGGCACGAACCCCCUCUCCAACUUCUGCGCCGACGUGGGCGACUCCUUUGCGGGGAAAUCCACCGCCGAGGCCCUGCUGUCCACCCUGCGUGCCGACGACCUCUGCUGCGGAUUGGUCGACGAUUUCGUGUCCGGCAAAGACGACGCCGCCAUCUUCCUGGGACACCAAUCCAGCUGGAAAAUGGGCUUCCCCGGCGACUGGAACAUCUUCGUGUCGAGCAGCGACAGCUCAAACGACGGCUGCCAUAAAACCGGCGACAGAGUCUUCAAGCAGGAGGUGUCCGAGGAGGAGAUAAGUUUCCACUGGAGUAGCGAAGAAGACCAGAACGUAGUCGAGUUCGACAGCGAGGAGAGCAAGGCGCUUUGGGAGUCCCUGUCCAAAUCGAGCGAUCCUUACAACCCCUUCUUUUUCUCUGCGUGUAUUUCAACAAACACAAAUAUGGGGAGGGGUAAAGGCAACGCGGCAGAGAGCGACGGGGACCUCGCGUCGGCGUGCAAGGCCGGCGAGGAGAUGUCGGCGCCUCGCGGCCUGAACGUCUGGGUCGGCCGCUCCGACAGCGAGAGCAGCUGGAGCAGCUGGGCCAGCUCCGAGGGUUCGAGCCCCGACAUCGACGAGGAGAGCGAGAGGCUCUUGGAGUUCUUCAGCAGCCCCGACGAUCCCUACAACCCCAUGUGCUUCACCGCGCGCACAUUCGGCAGCGCGACGCCUCAAACCGCCACCACACAAAAGGCCUCUCUUCCUGCGCCUCCCUUCAAGUUGGACACUGAGGAGAAGGAGGGCAGCUUCUCUCCUUCGUCCGAGGAUGACGAAGAGCAGCUGUGGGAAUCCCUCGGCCAAAAGGACGACCCGUACCACCCUCUCAACUUCCAGGCCUGCCUUCAGAGCUCCCCGUCAGCGGCCACGACGCCGCCGUCCGGAGAAGCUCCACCAGAGAAAUGUGAAACGGAGUCAGAAAAACCCAAAGCCACCAAGCCCUCGCUUCCAGAGAGGAAGUUAAAGCGUCACUCCCACCCAGACAAAACUCUGGUGCCCUGGAAAAGAACUGGACAAACACGGCGGUCCCUGCCGGAGGAGAAGACCAGCAGCCCCCACAAACAGGUACAGUUUUCUCCUCUGGUCCAAGUCCACGUCAUGCGCACCUGGCCGUUCGCUCGCCAGGCGUCCCGCAAAGGACACUGGGAAGAAAUGGCGCGAGACCGGGACCGCUUCCGGAGGCGGGUCCUGGACGCGGAGCAGGCCAUCGGCCGCUGCCUCGCCGAGCCCCACAGAGAGAGGAUGCGGGCGCAUCUGGACGGUGCCUUGAAAUAAAACAGAACCCCACCCCCACCCCGGACACUGAAUGUUUCAUUUCCCCUUUUUUUUCCUUUUCUUUUUUUUCAAAUGAGAACUCGUGAUUGGUUGCAAUGCAAUUUUGAUUUUAAGGCCAAUUAGGAAUUUGCUGUUAGGCCAACAUCAACGUUCGGUGUCACGACCUUGUACCUCAGAAGGUUUUCUACAUUUUUGUGAUUGUUGCACUGACACUUUCUCAUAUUAACCUCAGCAUUGACGUGUGGGAUGUUGUUUUUUGUAUGCCUUAUAUACUGACCUAGCAAUGUAGAUUAUUUAUGCCCUAUGGAGCUUGUUGUUUGUUUUUUACCGUUGGUUUUAACUGUUUGUGUUUUUAUAUGUGCGAAAAUCAAACUCCAGUGGUGACUCUAGAAGUUAAAAGAUGAUGAUAAAGCUUGUUUUGUUGAAGCAUGACGUGUUGAUAUGAAGCUCUGGUUCGAUCCUUGUCCACUAUUUAAGUUUUCGAUGUUAAGUUUAGUUUUUUUCUCAGUCGAUGGAAUAUAACGGCAUCGUGGAGAUGGAUUUAUUUAUCUUGACUGGAAAGUUUCUCACACGUUGUCCUUCGCGGUGACGUCAUCAUGCGGCCAGAAAAUCGUUUGUAGCCGAUUUUGUCAAAUAAAUAAAAUGUGUUGCACUGUA